Phytophthora infestans T30-4 is the source of this 1914-nucleotide messenger RNA. RefSeq lists its product as uncharacterized. The coding region runs from base 1 to 1914 and encodes 637 amino acids. Gene Ontology annotation, molecular function: metal ion binding; protein binding. The record is from RefSeq and is a predicted model, not a curated record. Lineage: Eukaryota; Oomycota; Peronosporomycetes; Peronosporales; Peronosporaceae. The transcript is spliced from 2 exons.
AUGCCACCGAAUGACGGCGGAGCGGACGGAACUGAAGUGAACUACGCCGUCGCAGCGUCAACCAAGUUGAAGUGUCAUCUAAACGAGGUACUGAACGUCCUUGUGAGUCAGAAGACAAGCGACUAUGGGGCGACGAUGCAGGCGUUGAGUGGUAAGAGAUUCGAACGAGGAGAAGUGCUGUAUCGCGAACGGUGUCGUCUUGUCCCCAACGGAGAAAAGCGUACCGGGACGCAAGCGCUUCUGGGCGUACAGAUGGCCGCGCUCCGUCCAAGUUGGCAGCUCCGCUUAACUCCGAGUCAUCUCUGUCAUCCGGAGCAUCCGAGUUCACAGAGACUGUGCUUUGCGUCGCUAACACAUCGAUAUCCAGAGGCGGAUCGGGCGGUACACGUCAUGAAGACGUUACCCAAGCGAGUGCACGACCAGAUUAUCCCUCGAGAGUAUCGUUCGGCUCUUCGACGGGAGGUAGAUCACCUCGGAGUUGCCUUUGACAUCGCGUCUAGAGUCGUAGAAGGACGGCAAUGGACACGGACUUUCGUACAUGCGUACGUGGCUUCUCCGAGUCUGGAGAACUCUGGGUUUUCAGAUCAUCGCAAUGGCCGUCCACGUAGUCGGACGUCACCCGAGUUGUGGGAAGACAGAGGGCCCUGUAUCGUCAACUCAGAGGCCAAGCAUGUUGUCGACUUGCUGACGCAGCAACUGACCGAGUUCGAGCGUGUGAUUCGACGUCGUCGCUUGGGUUUCCAGUCGUUCAUCUACUUCCAGCCUUCUACGAGGCUUCAAAGUGACGCGUCGAAUUGCCCUCUGCUGUCUACUAUUUGUCAUAUCUGCGUCAAGCGCUUCUCGCUCUUCCGACGCGAGUUUUACUGCCAGAUCUGCGGCCACGUCGCGUGUGGCGAGUGCUCACAACUCUGUGAAGUCGAAGCGCGAAUCGGCCAAGUGCGUGAGAAUCGCCUGUGUCUUAACUGCAUCGCUCGCGUCGACGCGUGCACGUUCGCGGACGAAGACAUCGUCGCAGCUCUGGGGCCUACAGUCGUGUCUUUGAGGGGCAACACACAGUGGUCUCAGGCUUUCGGACUUGAUGACGAUAGUGAUACCUCGGUCACGCGAGACAGCGUCCAGACUCAACUCGAGCGGUAUCUCAACUACAAACUCCGAGAUGUCGAGCACAAGUAUCCGUCUACGAGCUUGAAGACGGCGGAUCUGGUGCGUGACUACCGCUACACGUUCGAUGCGACCCAAACCACGUACGAAGGACAUCCGCUCCCACCCACGCCGUCUCCGGCACGUGAAGGUCGUCGACUGCACCACAUCCAAGCGUCAGGCGUUCUAGAACCAGAGUACGACCACUCCGCUCUAGAUCUGCUGGCCCAAGUGGCAGCCGAGCGUCUUCACUGCCCCAUUGGCUUCGUGUCGGUCGUGGACGAGGCCUCCUUCUACUCCGUCAGGACGUACCCGCCUCAUACCUUCGACCAGCAGACGUCCAGAACCGAGAGUCUGUGCGCACACACCGUCUACGUGGACAAACCGCUGGUGAUCAAGAACGCACACAGCGACCUCCGCUUCGCGCAACUUGCCGUCGUCCGUGACCACGGUAUUCGCUUCUACGCCGGGUUUCCGAUCCGCGCGUCCGACGGGUCCAUCGUGGCUUCCCUGUGCACUGUGGAUCGCGCUCCACAUCUCAAUAUGUCGACAGCAGACUACGCGAUCAUGCAGACACUGGCAUGUCUCGCGUCUCGCCUGGUCGCGCCUCGGAAUCGCGUGGUGAGUGUUCCGUCUCAGCCUCGAGUGCGUUCCAACUCGAACUGUCGAAUGAAACACACGACACGCAGUCGUAGCCAGAGUCAGAGGAAACGAGAACCCACAGUCACUACAAUGCAGUUAGAAACCAUCCACAGCGGACAAUACUGUGCGUAA